This is a messenger RNA of Gadus chalcogrammus (walleye pollock), 2303 nucleotides long. Its product is annotated as semaphorin-3F-like. Gene Ontology annotation, biological process: neural crest cell migration; axon guidance; negative chemotaxis. NCBI's taxonomy places the organism in Eukaryota, Metazoa, Chordata, Actinopteri, Gadiformes, Gadidae. The transcript is spliced from 17 exons. Gene Ontology annotation, molecular function: chemorepellent activity; semaphorin receptor binding. The coding region runs from base 15 to 2303 and encodes 762 amino acids. The record is from RefSeq and is a predicted model, not a curated record.
CUGCUCUCCUCGCCAUGGCAACCGGCCACGUCCCCCCGCUACUCCCCUCUCUCCUGUACUUUUUGGGAUGCUGUGUGUACUGUUGCCAUGGUGACUUCCAGGCAGCCCCCAGGGUGUAUCUGUCCUACAAGGAGCUGCUGGAGACGCGGACGGCCCGGCCCUUCGCCUUCUCCUUCAACACCAGCGACUACCGGAUCCUGCACAUGGACCAGGACCAGGGCCGGCUGUACCUGGGCUGCCGGGAGUACCUGGUGGCGCUGGACAUGCACAACGUCAACAAGGAGCCACUCAUCAUCCACUGGCCGGCGUCUGCAGAGAGGAAAGCGGAGUGCAGGAUGACUGGGAAGGGGGGGCAGGGAGAAUGUGCCAACUUCGUGCGUCUGAUGGAGCCCUGGAACCGGACCCACCUGUACACCUGCGGGACGGGCGCCUACAAACCAGUCUGCACCUUCAUCAACCGGGGCUGGAGGGCAGAGGACUACGUGUUCAGGCUGGUUCCUGGCCAGGUGGAUUCUGGGAAGGGGAAGUGUUCGUACGACCCCCGGCGGGCCAACGCCGCCACGCUCAUCAACGGUAACCUGUAUGCGGGGGUCCACGUGGACUUCAUGGGGACGGACCCGGCUAUCUUCAGGACGCUGGGGGACCGUCCCGCGGUCCGCACGGAGCAGUACGACUCCCGCUGGCUCAACGAGCCGGUGUUUGUGAAGAUCCAGAAGAUCCCGGACAGCACGCAGGCCAACGACGACAAGCUCUACUUCUUCUUCAGGGAGAAGAGCUUGGACUCUACCGGGGGGAACAACCCCGUCAUGGUGUCCCGGGUGGGCCGGGUCUGUCUGAACGACGACGGAGGUCAGAGGUCGCUGGUCAACAAGUGGACCACCUUCCUGAAGGCGCGGCUGGUGUGCUCUGUAACCGGGGGCGACGGGGUGGAGACGCACUUCGACGAGCUGAGGGACGUGUUCAUCCUGCCCACGCAAGACGCCCGCAAUCCGGUUGUGUACGGUGUGUUCGCCACCGCUGGGUCGGUGUUUAAAGGCUCAGCGGUGUGCGUGUACGCCAUGUCCGACAUCAGGAACGUCUUCAACGGCCCCUUCUCUCACAAACACGGACACAACUACCAGUGGACCCCCUACACGGGCAAGAUCCCCUACCCCCGUCCCGGCACGUGCCCCGGGGGGACGUUCACCCCGGGGCUGCGCUCCACCAAGGAGUUCUCUGACGAGGCGGUGAACUUCGUGCGGGCGCACCCCCUCAUGUACCAGCCGGUGUACCCCCUGCACAAGCGGCCCCUGGUGCUCAGCACUGCGGGGGACCACCGCUUCACCUCCAUCGCCGUGGACAUCGUGGACGCCACCGACGGGAAGUACGAGGUGCUCUUCCUGGGAACAGAUCGGGGGACGGUGCAGAAGGUCAUCGUUCUCCCCAAAGACGCCAGCAGCACGGAGCAGCUCAUCCUGGAGGAGGUGGAGGUGUUCAGGACCCCGACGACGAUCAAAACGAUGAGGCUUUCAUCCAAACGGCAACAGCUGUACGUGACGUCGGACCGCGGCCUGACCCAGGUGUCCCUGCACCGCUGCGGGGUGUACGGCCGCGCCUGCUCCGACUGCUGCCUGGCCCGGGACCCCUACUGCGCCUGGGACGGGGAGACCUGCGCCUCCUUCACCCCCUCGGCCAAGAGGCGCAGUAGGAGACAGGACGUGAAGCACGGAGACCCCCUGAGCCAGUGUCGAGGCUUCAACACCAAAGAGAAGCGUCUGCGUGAAGCGGUGCAGUUCGGCGUGGAGGGCAGCAACGUGUUCCUGGAGUGCCAGCCCCGCUCUCCGCAGGCCAGCGUCAAGUGGCUGCUGCAGAAGGACGGCCGCAGGAAGCUGCUGAACCGGGAGCACGAGGUGCUGAAGACGGGCCACGGCGUGCUGCUGAAGGAGCUGGUGCAGGCGGACGCCGGGGUCUACCACUGCCAGGCCACGGAGAACAACUACCGCCACACGGUGGCCCGCAUCGCCCUGCGCAUCCUGGACCGCGAGAUCGUGGAGGCGCUCACCGCCACCGACGUGCCCCCGCUGCAGCGCCAGCCGCACGAGGCCGCGCCCCCGGCCGCCGCCGACCCCCGGACCGCCGCCGCCGCCGCCUCCGCCGCCUCCCAGGCGGAGGUGCGUCUCAUCGGCCAGUACUGCCGGGCCUACCUGGAGGAGCUGUGCCCCGGGCGGAGCACCAAGCGUACCCACCGCCGGCACGCCGAGGCCGGGGGCUCCGGCUGCAAGCCUGCCGCUGCUGCCUCCUCCUCCUUCCCACGCAGGCUGUAA